This is a messenger RNA of Laetiporus sulphureus 93-53, 984 nucleotides long. RefSeq lists its product as uncharacterized. The record is from RefSeq and is a predicted model, not a curated record. Lineage: Eukaryota; Fungi; Basidiomycota; Agaricomycetes; Polyporales; Laetiporaceae. The transcript has 8 exons. The coding region runs from base 1 to 984 and encodes 327 amino acids.
AUGGCAGUGAUAUCUCUCAUCUCUGGCGAGCUCGCCAAUGUCUGCGUGGAGAGCUUCCUAUACGGCAUCUUCUUCCUGCUCUCUAUCGUGUCCAUGUGGCUGCUCGUCCAUCGCCUGCGAGAUGGCUCCCGGUCGGGCAGCGGCCCUCGUAUCCGCGAUGCAACACCGCCGACGUCCAUCAUGAUCUUCAUCGGUGCCGGGCACUGGCUCACCGUCGUCAUCCGUCUGUUCGAUGCUUUUGUGAACUUCGAGGGCGGCGCCAACCCGCUGCUGUUCUACGCCAACUUCAACCAGCCGACGGAGGUCGUGCAGAGCGCGGCACUGAUCACCGUGGCACUCAUUAACGACACGAUCAUUAUAUACCGGCUGUGGGUGAUCUGGUCAUACGACAAUCGUGUGAUCGUAUUCCCCGUAUGUACUCUCAUCGGCCUGACAAUCUGCGGGUACGGAUCAACGUACCAGCUGACGCGCAUGCACAUUGGGGAGGAUAUCUUCGUCAGCGCAGCCGGCCGCUGGCUGACGAGCAACUGCGUGUUCACGCUUUGCACCAACGUGUACAGUACAGUCAUGAUCGCAUGGCGCAUCUGGCGGGUAAAUAAGGCCUCGAAGGCACAUGGAGGCGGAAACCUAACCGGACCCCUCGCCAUCGUUGUCGAAAGCGCUGCUCUAUACACGACCUGGACGAUCUUCUUCCUCGUCACGUAUGAGGCGCAGACAAACCUCCAGUUCGUCAGCAACUGUGGCCUGCCGAUGGUCGCAGGCAUCUCAUUCAUGCUCAUCAACGUGCGCGUCGGGCUCGGCUGGGCGCAGCGCGCACCACGGCAGGACUCACUGUCCGAAUUUGCCGCAGCGGGCCGCUCGACGCAGGCAGAUGACCAGGCAUUCUCCAUGCACCAGCUCGCGGUGAGUAUGCAGUCCACCAGCCAGCACAGCGACCAGAAGAAACUUCCCUCAGUACUCAAUGGGGGUUAUGCGGAGCCCUAA